AUGCCGUCCAUCAAAGAACACUUUAAAGAUAAAGCGAGUAUAAAAACUAAGCAAUCAAAACGUGAGGGCAAGUUAAGCAUUAAUGAAGCGUUGUCUAUAAGCUCGUGUUCGAUAGAGUCUUGUUUUUUCAAAAAUGGCAUUUGCGACGAAGAAUAUCAUAAAAGAUGGCGAGCAGACAAUUCUACAAACAGUGAGAGCAACAGCUUUUGCACUAAUAUUAGUAAUAAGCGAUCAAGAUUAUCCGGAGGUAUUGACUCGAAAUGUUCGUGCAAGUUCAAAAAACUUGAUUCAAAAUCAUCAAAAGUCAAUGUAAUCGAUCUCAAAUUGGGCGAUGCUUAUUCACGUGUUAGUAUUGAAUAUUUUAAACCCCCAGAAUUAAAGCCUAGGCAUCGGAAAGUUCGUGGAACACAAACUCUUUACAGAGAAUCCUCUGCCCAGACGUUACCCUAUUUACCGGGCAUUUCAAAUGAUCCUCAAAGCAUUCUAGAUAUGGAACUUUUCAAAUUGCCCACUAUCUUACCAGGAGAUGGACCACCUGGUCUUUACGAAGUUGAAGUUUUGGAAAGGGCUCGAAAACGUUGGACUUUUUUGAAAGCUUUAAAAGAGAAGGUCAGACAUCAAAAAAAAGCUAUCCGUGAGCAAGCACAGCAAAUCAUACCCAAGCACAUCCUGAUGGCAUUCGAAUGGGAAUAUUGGAUUGAACGUGAAGAAUACAUAGAAGAAUGUCAAAUGAUACGCCUAGAAAUAUUAGUGCGCAUGUUCAAUAAGCGUGAAACUUCGAUGCGCAGUGCUUCCAAUAAAAGCAUAGAAAUUAGCUAUGAACGAAUCCAAAAUAAGAAAAAGGCAGCUCUAAGAAAAAAUAAACUUGAAUACGACCGGGCAAUGAGGAGGUUAAAUAUCAAACAUUCAAAGGAAUCGCGCGUAUGGCAUAAAGAAAAUGUUAGCUAUGAUCUAGACAAUCCUAGUUCAGAAUACUAUGCACCCAAAAUGCGUUAUGGGGUUAAUCCAAAUAGACGUCAUUAUAAAGCGUUACGCAAAGGCUUUGAUAUACGUAUGGAGGAUUUAGAAAAGCAAGUCGUUAAAAUGGACCCCAAGGACCUCAAGUGCCCAUUCGCAAAAAUCAAAGCAUUAUCGAAACCUAAGGAAAUGUUGAGUGAACAUGAGCGGAACUUUUGCUCUGAUGUCAACUUGAAAAAACUAUAUGAAGGCUUAAGAUUAUUGCGGAAGACUACCGAGCAACGUAACCAAGAUACUAAGUAUCUUAUCUUGCGUGCUGGCGAUAGCGAUGAAGGUGUAGAUGACGAUAUAAUAGACGAAACAAAAUCUCUUAACGAUGGCAUUAACACUAUUAAACUGAAUGUUACUUUAUCCAACGAAGUCGCAGUAACACAUAAUCAGAGCGCAGAACAGGCGACUCUGGAAAGUAUGUAUGAAGCGCCCAAACAAAAGCAAUACCGUGAGGAACUCAAAAGGGAGAAGGAAUUAAAUAAAAUAAAUAUGGAUAAACUAAAUGUGGAGCUUUUGCGCGAAGAAAAGGAAAAUAUUCACCACAUGUACGAGGGCCUCACAAUCGGAUGGUUGAUGCGUUUUCUGGCAGAAGAAAUGGAGCGAGCACAGGAACAGCGCAGAUUACACUUUUACUAUAUGUUAGCUCAAAGAGAGCGAUGGCGUCGCGAAGCUCUUGAAGCUGGCUUACGACAAAAGGAGAAUUGCUUGCGCUCCCAUUACGAGACGCUUUACAAACAAUGCUCGAUUGCCAACACAGCCGUUGUGCAGAGUUACUUAAAUGAAAUAAUGAAUGAAGACAUAGUAUGUCAUGCUGAUCAUGAAGCGGAAGAACACGUAGUCAAGUUGGCUAAACAAAUUGACAGAGAUGUGGAUAGUUGGUUGCAAUGUUUCAAAGCACACCAAAGACCUCUAGAUUAUGACGUAAUACGAUGUAAUUUACGUAGAAACAUAAUGUCAGACCUCAGCGAGUUACAGUGUAGGCAAGAGAGUAAUAAAAUGGUAGACUAUAUUAUCGAAGAAGUUUUGUUGGUAAAUGUUUUCGCAAAACUAGAUACUCAUGACAUCUGCACAGUGACAACCGAGGAAUUUAUUGAUCGCCUAUUUGAUACCGAUUUGUAUUAUGAAUCUACUAUAACCAGUUCUAUGGGAGAGGAUCGCCUAGCUGAACAAGAAGCCCGUUCCAUAAUGCGGAAACUUGUACGAUACUCCGUGCCAGGCAGACGUUACCUUACGCCAUCCGAGCGAACGGUCGCAAACAACGUUGAUGACAUUUUGGAUGUGGUGAUGGACAAACUAAAAAGUCAUAUUUCCGCAGAGCAAACUGAAACACCAGUUACGCAAUCCAUGGCGUCAUUGUCAUUAAUUGGAAUUGAUUUUCCAAUCAAAAAGUCGCGUCGUGCAUCAUCAAUACCACAAGGAAGAUUGGGUGAAUUGGAAACUGGUAGUUGGCAUAGUGAUGUUGAAAAAGUUAUCACCUGUACUAAGGAAUUAAAUCGGGAAGAAGAACUUUUGCUUGAAGAUCCAGACAAGAUUUCACUUGAUCGAAUGGUGGUAAACGUAAUUGAUUAUAGUAUUCCUUCCGACGAGAUCGAAGAUUUUCGAACUGUUUCUGUAGCACGAGCAAUACCUAGCACUCAUGACAUGCAAUUAUAUAAAAGUUUUUCUGACAUUCCAAAGCGCACGUAUGUAGAAGAUACUGAACGAGGACGAAUUUCAGAUGUGGAGGUUGAAUUAUAUCCUUUCCUUCCUAUAAAAUCUGAGGAAGAAGGACAAAAUGUGGAAGAAGAUGAAAUCGUAAGAGGAGAAGAAUAUAUCGAAGAAGAAGAGUUGCAAACCGACAAAAUCGUAGCAGCAGAAGAAUCUCGACAAAGUGUUAAUUUAAGUUUACAUCAACCCCGAACAACUCUACCUACACAAAGAAUAGAAGCUAGUUUUCUUUUGCGUCCAUCAUCAGCCCUUUCUCGAACUUCUCAAAAACCUCGAUCAAUCUAUAAAGAAUCAGUAACACUAAAGAAACCGACUUUAUCAACUAAGGGUAGGCCAACAUCGGCUGAAGACAUAAAAAAGAAAACAAGUAGUACAGUUACAUUUUCCCGUUAA
Glossina fuscipes is the source of this 3108-nucleotide messenger RNA. RefSeq lists its product as uncharacterized. Bases 1 to 3108 code for a protein of 1035 amino acids. The record is from RefSeq and is a predicted model, not a curated record. The transcript has 5 exons. Lineage: Eukaryota; Metazoa; Arthropoda; Insecta; Diptera; Glossinidae.